CCUCACGAUACACCUCUCUCAUUAAUUUAAUUACUUGCAAGCUAGCAGCAGCAGAUUUAUAGAUAAUCACUUCCCAGGUCUCACUGAUGAAAUGGACUUCUUAUCAGCAAUCGUUGGUCCUGUCGUUGAAUCUUUAUUGGUGCCUGUCAAGAAACACCUGGGCUAUCUGUUUUCCUCCACAAAACAUGUUGGCAACAUGACUACUAAGAUGAAACAACUGGAUGGUGCAAGCGAUGAUGUCAAAAAGCACAUGGAAACAAACAACAUAAGUAAUCUGGAAAUACCUACUGGUGUACCAGAUUGGUUGGAAGAGGUCAAAAAGAUUAAGGAAGAUGCUGAAAGAAUUUCAAGUGACGUCGAUGGGUGUUUUAACUUGAAAACGACGUACCGAGCAGGAAGGAAGGCAUUCAAGUCUAGCCUGAAGAUUGAAGCUCUUAUUAAAGAAAAUAAUGAGACAAUCUGGCGUGAUGCUCAAAUACCUCUUGGAAAAGUGAGUUCUAAACUGGCAUCUACUUCUGAUGGUGAUGCCCACAAUUACUUCAAAUCAAGAGAGGAGAUUUUUAAGGAGGCGCUCAGUUUGCUUCAACAGGAUCAAAAGGCCCAAGUGAUAGCCUUAUGCGGAAUGGGUGGCGUGGGGAAGACCACGAUGAUGGAACAACUGAAAAAGGCUGUGGAAGAUAAGAAAAUGUUUGAUUGGGUUGUGAAGGUGGUUAUCAUCGGGCAAAAGAUCAACAUAUUGUCUAUUCAGCAAACCGUGGCAGAAUACAUUAAACUUCAAUUAACUGAAACAGAUAAAACAGCAAGGGCAGAUCGUCUUCGCGUAACAUUUAAGAAGAUGUCACAAGAAAGUAAAAAGGUUUUAGUAGUAUUGGAUGAUGUUUGGGAUAAGGUUGAGCUUAAAGAUAUAGGACUAAGUCCUUUGCCAAACGGCUUUAAAAUACUGCUCACAUCACGAGAUGAAAAUGUUUGCACACAAAUUGCUAUAGAAGCUAAUUCGGAUCUUAGAGUUGUUAGAGUAAAAGUAAUGGAGAAGUCAGAAGCAAAUAAUUUCUUUUGUCACAUUUCAGAAGUUUCACAUCCGGAGCUCAAAGAUAUAGGAUCCAAAAUCGUGAGAAGAUGUGGUUUCUUGCCCUUAGCCAUCAAACUCAUUGCAACAAACCUUAAAUCUCAAGAAAAGUCGGUAUGGAGGGAUACACUUCGCCGUUUGAAGAAAAAUGAUCUCGAUAAGAAUGUGCAAAGUAUUAUUGACAUAAGCUAUAACUUUAUUGCAGAAGAAGAUGCUAAAGCAAUUUUUCUGCUUUGUGGCUUGUUUCCGGAUGAUUUCAAUAUCCCAGUCGAGGAUCUGACAAGGUACGCAUGGGGGCUUAAGUUGUUAAAUGAAGUUAAUACUAUGGAGGAGGCUAGAGACAGGACAAAAACAUGUGUAUGCAAACUCAAAAAAGCAAAUUUAUUGAUGGAUAGCGAUUACCUAGAGUGUGUCAAAAUGCACGAUCUUGUGCUUGCUUUUGUGGUAGGUAAAGUUUCUAAAGGAGAUCAUCCGUGGAUCAUUAACCACGGUGAUGUUUCAAAUUGGAGUACAACUGAAAUGAACGAAUCUUGCAGAAGUAUUUCUUUGACAUGUACGGGCAUGUCUGAGUUCCCUAGCGACUUUAACUACCCAAACGUAUCCCUAUUGAGACUUAUGAAUGGCGAUAAAUCGCUUAAGUUUCCUGAUAAUUUUUAUGAGAAAAUGGAAAAUCUUCAAGUUAUGGCAUUUGAGAAGUUGCAUUAUCCACUGCUUCCCACAUCGCUUCAAUGCUCUACCACCCUUCGAACAUUAUGUCUCCAUAAAUGCUCAUUAAUGUUUGAUUGCUCUCCUAUUGGUGAUCAUCUUUUGAACUUGGAAGUGCUCAGCUUUGCUCAUUCUGGCAUCCGAUAUUUACCAUCUGCAAUCGGGAAUCUAGUGAAGCUAAAGCUACUGGAUUUGACAGGUUGUAUGGAUCUACGAAUGGAUGAAGGCGUCUUGAAAAACUUGGUCAAGCUUGAAGAGCUAUAUAUGAGGGUUGCUAACAAGAAGGGCAUCAAAUUCACAGAUACAAACUAUAAGGAAUUGGGAGAACGUUCCAAGAAUCUAUCUGCAUUGGAAGUUGAAUUCAUUGAGAACAAUCCUCACUCAAAGAAUAUGUCGUAUAAUAAACUCGAAAGAUUCAAGAUAUCCAUAGGACGUUAUUUAGAAAGUGAUUAUAGUGUCAAAGAGAUGCACUCAUCCGAAAACACGCUGAAGUUCAAAGUCAAAAAGAAAGAUGAAUUGUUGGAAUCUGGAAUGAUAGAGUUGUUUUCGAAAACAGAAGUGCUUUACUUGGAAGCUGGCAGUGGCAUGAAUAACCUUGAAGAAGUUUUACCGAAAUCCGUACCUCGACACAGCUUGUUUUAUAAUUUAAGGGUCCUUUAUAUUCACAACUGUGCCGACUUGAGAUACCUGUUUACAGUCCCAGUAGCAAGGGGCCUGGUGAAGCUUGAGAGUCUCAGAAUUUGGAAUUGCCCUGUUAUGGAAGCACUAGUAUACAGUGAAGAAAAUGGUAUAGAAGAAAUUAGGUUUCAGGGGCUAAAGCGUCUAUAUUUGCGUGAUCUACCAAAGUUGGAAGGUUUGUCGUGCAACACUAACAAUAUUGUAAUCCAUCUACCGCAACUAGUGACGUUGGAUCUUAAUGGCCUUCCAAACUUGACAAGCAUUUAUCCGGCGGGAGAGUAUAAAUCAUCGAUUAUGUCCAGUGGCAGUUCUACUAUUAUUAAACCUUUCUUCAAUAAACAGGCUAUGAUCCCUCCUAGGUUGGAGAUAUUGAUUAUUAAUAAUAUGGAGGCAUUGAAGAAUAUAUGGCCGGAAGUAGUUGAUGAUGUCACCUGCUGCUGCUCAUUGCGAGAGAUUUCAGUGGAAAAGUGUGCCGACUUGAGAUACCUGUUUACAGUCCCAGUAGCAAGGGGCCUGCUGAAGCUUGAGCGUCUUUCAAUUUGGAAUUGCCCUGUUAUGGAAGCACUAGUAUACAGUGAAGAAAAUGGUAUAGAAGAAAUUAGGUUUCAGGGGCUAAAGCAUCUAUAUUUGGAAGAUCUACCAAAGUUGGAAGGUUUGUCGUCCAACACUAACAAUAUUGUAAUCCAUCUACCGCAACUAGUGACGUUGGAUCUUGAUGGCCUUCCAAACUUGACAAGCAUUUAUCCGGCGGGAGAGUAUAAAUCAUCGAUUAUGUCCAGUGGCAGUUCUACUAUUAUUAAACCUUUCUUCAAUAAACAGGCUAUGAUCCCUCCUAGGUUGGAGAGAUUGGAAAUUUAUCGGAUGGAGGCAUUGAAGAAUAUAUGGCCGGAAGUAGUUGAUGAUGCCACCUGCUGCUGCUCAUUGCGAGAUAUCUCAGUGGAAAAGUGUGCCGACUUGGGAUACCUGUUUACAGUCCCAGUAGCAAGGGGCCUGCUGAAGCUUGAGCAUCUCACAAUUGAGGAAUGCCCUGUUAUGGAAGCACUAGUAUACAGUGAAGAAAAUGGUAUAGACGAAAUUAGGUUUCAGGGGCUGAAGUAUCUAUGUUUGAGUGAUCUACCAAAGUUGGAAGGUUUGUCGUCCAACACUAACAAUAUUGUAAUCCAUCUACCGCAACUAGUGACGUUGGAUCUUCAUGGCCUUCCAAACUUGACAAGCAUUUAUCCGGCGGGAGAGUAUAAAUCAUCGAUUAUGUCCAGUGGCAGUUCUACUAUUAUUAAACCUUUCUUCAAUAAACAGGCUAUGAUCCCUCCUAGGUUGGAGAGAUUGGAAAUUUAUCGGAUGGAGGCAUUGAAGAAUAUAUGGCCGGAAGUAGUUGAUGAUGCCACCUGCUGCUGCUCAUUGCGAUAUAUUGAAGUGGGAUCAUGUGAUAAUCUUGUGAAUGUGUUUCCGAGGAAUCCGAUGCCAUUGUUGCCUCAUCUGGAAAGAAUCUAUGUGAAGAAUUGUGGUUCCAUUCAAGCGUUAUUCGACAUUGAUGUUAGUGAAGAAGGCGGCGGUAUUAGUAAAUUGAGAUCCAUUCAUGUACGUAACUCAGAGAGGCUUACAGAGGUGUGGAGGUUGAAAAGAGGAGGAGCUGCCGUACAUAUUAACCACCCUAAUGAUGAUGAUGUCAUCAUUUGUGGCUACUUUCAAGCUGUUGAAGAGAUAGAAAUAGUGGGGUGUAAGAGGUUUAGGAAUAUAUUUACACCAACCACCGCUAGGUUUCAUCUGGGAGCACUAAAGAAGAUUUACAUAAAUGGUAUAAAAGAGAUUUACAUAAAUGGUAUAAAAGAAAAUGUUGAAUCUGUAGGAAGGAACCAAGAGGAGGCAUGUAAAUAA
Messenger RNA from Erigeron canadensis, 4324 nucleotides. RefSeq names its product probable disease resistance protein At4g27220. Lineage: Eukaryota; Viridiplantae; Streptophyta; Magnoliopsida; Asterales; Asteraceae. The transcript is spliced from 5 exons. Bases 92 to 4324 code for a protein of 1410 amino acids. Gene Ontology annotation, molecular function: ADP binding. The record is from RefSeq and is a predicted model, not a curated record.